AUGGAUAAUAUUUUUGAUGAACAUAUUGAAAUGAUAAUUAUAAAAAAAUUUGGAAAAAUAAUAGGUAAAUCUUUAUUUUUAAAAAAAAAUAUUUUAGAAAUUAAUCAAAAAGAAAGAAAUAAGAAAUUAGAAGAACUUGAAAUUAAAAAUUUAAUAAAAAUAUAUAAUAAUUUUUGUUAUAUUUUAAAAGUAACAGAAAAUUUUGAAGAAUUAGUGGUAUUAUUAAUAGCUUUAAAAUGUGUACCAUUAAUAAAUGAAGAAUGGUUAAAUUUAUUACCAUUAAUUGAUAAUGAUCAUAAAUGGAAUAAAGCUUUAAUUUCUCUUAAAAGUAUACAUUUUUAUAAUAAAAAAUAUUUAUUUAAUAUUGAUGUACCAAUAUCUGAUAUUGAUGAAAUGAAAGAGUAUGGAAAAAGAUUAAUUGUAUGGAAUUUUAUUAUGGUAUCUUCUAUAGCAUUUAAUAUUGUUUAUUAUUUGGAAGUAUUAUAUACAGGAAUAAAUAUUAAAAAAACAAUUGAAGCAAUACCAUUAUAUAAAGAAGAUGAAAAUUUAUUUAAACAUGAACGUUUAAAAAAAGAAUUAAUAACUGAUAAAUAUACAGUUAUAACUUUAGCAUAUCAAAGAGAUCGUGAAGUUAAUUUAUCAUUAAUACAAUAUGAUAAUAUUUCAUAUGUUGAUAAAGUAAUAAUUGUAUGGAAUGAUCAAAAUACAACAAAUAUUCCUAAAAAAGAAAAAUGGAAUAAAAGCAAUGUUCCUGUUUUUUUUAUAAAAACAAAAAAAAAUUCAAUGAAUAAUAGAUAUUUACCAUAUGAUAUUAUCAAAACAGAAUGUAUAUUUUUUUUAGAUGAUGAUAUUAGAAUAACAAAAAAACUUUUAAACAAAAGUUUUGAUCUAUGGAAGAUGAAUAAAAAUAUAAUUAUUGGAUAUUAUCCUAGAUUAACAGGAAAAGGAACAAAUAUUACAUAUUUUCUUGAAAAAAAAGAAUCAUAUGAUUUAAUAUUACUAGGAUUAUCACUUGUUCAUAAAAAUUAUAUAUAUAAUUAUUCAUAUAAAAUGUCUAAAAAAAUAAGAGAUAUUGUUGAUGAAACAAUGAAUUGUGAUGAUAUUGCAUUUAAUUUUAUGGUUAGUAUUUUUUCAAAUAAACCAAAUAUAUUAUUUACUAAAGGAAUAGAUUUAAGUAGAUGUCGAAAAUGUUAUCAUAAAGGAUUAUUUUUUAGAAAAGAUCAUUUAAGUACACGGACAAAUUGUUUAAAUAUAUUUUCUAAUUUAUAUGGAAUAAAUCCUAUGAUUGAAAAUCAGUAUUUUGUUAGUGUAUAUUAA
Molecule: messenger RNA, 1317 nt
Organism: Strongyloides ratti
Lineage: Eukaryota; Metazoa; Nematoda; Chromadorea; Rhabditida; Strongyloididae
Product: Exostosin-3
Exons: 2
Coding region: 1-1317 (438 amino acids)
Cellular component (GO): membrane
Molecular function (GO): glycosyltransferase activity
Source: RefSeq, a predicted model, not a curated record